GUCUAGAUCGUGUGAUGGUGGAUGUUGUGCUUGCGCAGCAUAUCAUGAGCCCAUAGUUUAGCGAUAAAAGUUUUUAAAGUAUUUGUACUUUUUCGUGUAAAUAACUCGCGUGAACAGUGUAGUGUACAAGUGAAAGUGCAAAACUUGGUGUGGUGUUUUCUUGCAAAAUAUCUGCAUAAUCCGACGUCAGACGGCCCAUAUUAUUUCUACUUGAUGUGAUGGAGUCUUGACAUCAAAACUAUGGGAAGUGCUAAACAUACUGCGAUCAAACAAGCAACCAUGGGUGAAGAGAAGAAAUCCAUAAAAGACAUCCUCAAAAAACCGUUCCAAGCGAUAUUCAAUAGAAAAGACAAGAGAAAGAACAAAGCAACAGAUAAAGAUCCGGAAAGAGAUAAAAAGGAAACAGAGAAAGUAAAAGAAAUUGUUGUUACACCGGUUACUGAACUGUUAAAUAAAUUAUCACUGAAAGAUGAUGAGAUAGACUUAAGCAAACUUUCGAUAAAAGAUGAUGAUGAAGAUGAAUUCAAAAACUUCUCUUGCAAAGUAAUUGACGAUGUUAGGUGUACUAGAUUAGAUUCACACAAAUCAGACGACAGUGGGUAUUCAGAAAAAAUAGAGUCAGAUGAUGAAAAAGAUUCAAAGGUAGAUGAUAAAAAGAAAAAGAAAGUACAGACUGUUGCUAUAUCGAGGGCUCCGAUACAGAAUAAACAUCAAUUUGUGACGCCUGCGCAUCCGUAUUCAAGAGAGGCUGAUUUUAGACAGAUCAGCCAAAUAAACAAACAGACAUUCUCCGGGGGCCAAGUGCUCGUGAACAACACCACAAGAGCCGACAAUUCCUUCUUGAACCAAGCGCUACAACUCGUCGACACAAAUGUGCGGGAAUUCAACAAAAACACGCAAGAGGAACAGGUCAAAUACUGGCAAAUGGCUGAAGAGUUCAUUAACGAAAAGACCACGGAAGAGGACCUCAUCGCAGAGCUGUUACAAGUGAACCCUGACAUCUGUCAGCUGUCAAACUUCCCGCCGAAAGCCACAGAUAAUAUAAUGGCCACUUUUGACACCUGCCAAGUGUCAAUAAUCCCGCCGGAGGAGAAUCCAAUCGAGGAGUUCGAGAACGCAAACAUCAUUGGAGAAUACGAUGCAUCGGAAAUAUUUACGCAAUGUAUUCGAAAUGAAAUGGAUACAUUGAACGUUUUUCCGACUCCGCCUAGAUCGGAAAACGUACCAAGUCCUAUGUCGGAUUCACAGUCGUACUAUCCAAGCCAUUCUCCAAGUAAUUACACGCUUUCCCCUGAAACGUCUUCACCAAUGUAUAACAGUGAUUACGAAAGAUACCAAGACGUUCAGUACGAGUAUCCAAGCGUACUUGACAGUUUAGAAACGGAGAAUGACGUUGACAGCACAGAUAAAAAAGCGCGGGAAAAAGCGUCUAUGACGUUAAAACAAUAUAAAGACAUGCAGAAAGAUAUAGCCGCGGAAUUCUCGAAAAUGGAGUGUUGCCAGGCGAAUAGGAAAACUUGUAAAGAAUUGUUUCAAGGGCACUUGAAUAAGUUGAAGCUAGAACAUAGGAAGAUGAUUUGUCAAAAGGUUGCCUGUUUGGAUCUCGGGAAAGCGUACGGAGUAUUGCAACACAUAAUAGCAAGUCUAACAAACGGCAACACGGAUGAAGAUUUACAGUUGGCUCUGUUCAGCUUAAUCUGUGAGAAAGUGCUGGCUCUAAAAAAGGAAUUGUUUAUCGGAGAGUUUGGUCUAAAUCUACUAAAAGCAGCCGUACUACGUUGUCCCAGCAGACCGCUUAUCACAAGAUAUUUGGUGCAAUGCAUACGAACAGUUACUAGAGAAGAUACGUACAAACCUGCAGGGGAAUGCCUGUUUACUGAGGUCGACGCUCUUGGUGACAAUCUAAUAAUCGCUUGCGCUCGUGGUGGGGACACAUUUGCGCUGUCUCUAUACGAGCUUGUGUCGAAGCACAGUGGGGACGUACCAUUGUUCGCUUUGCACCAUGCUAAUGCUGAUGGAUACACAGCAUUACACGUAGCUUGCAGUACACAUAGCGUGAAAUCACCAAGAAUUCACAUCACACACGUGCUCUUAGAACACGCUGGUGUGGAUUUGUGGCGUGAGGAUAUAAAAGGUGGUGAAACAGCACUACAUUUGGCUGUAAAUUCAGCGAAUUGUGACCUUCGUCUCAUUAUGGUCAUAUUUAAGAACAUCGAUCGAAAACUGUGGAAGAAACUUGCACAUGUGCAAAAUAGAAGCUCGGUAACUCCACUAGAAUACGCCAGGUCUGCGAGCAAAUCGUCGACAAGACAAAACUUUCCGAUCGAAGUGUUGGAAUUCCUCAAGAAAUGCCGUUAAAUGUGUUAAAUAAAUAAAUGUUUGAACAUGGAA
Messenger RNA from Colias croceus (clouded yellow), 2391 nucleotides. RefSeq lists its product as uncharacterized. Bases 241 to 2358 code for a protein of 705 amino acids. The transcript is spliced from 9 exons. Lineage: Eukaryota; Metazoa; Arthropoda; Insecta; Lepidoptera; Pieridae. The record is from RefSeq and is a predicted model, not a curated record.